Molecule: messenger RNA, 1193 nt
Organism: Chlorocebus sabaeus (green monkey)
Lineage: Eukaryota; Metazoa; Chordata; Mammalia; Primates; Cercopithecidae
Gene: QPRT
Product: quinolinate phosphoribosyltransferase
Biological process (GO): NAD+ biosynthetic process; quinolinate catabolic process
Cellular component (GO): cytoplasm
Molecular function (GO): nicotinate-nucleotide diphosphorylase (carboxylating) activity
Source: RefSeq, a predicted model, not a curated record
UCUGCAGGCUUGGCAGAGGACAGGAGGCAGGCCUGGGGAGCCUGGGAAGGGCUGGCUGACAGUUCUAUGGGCCCUCCCCUCCUCCACAGUCCCACCCCCAGCCUGAGGCCUCUGGGAGCCCUGGUCCUGAGCAGCCAAUACACCAGCCCAGACGGCUGCAAGUCACCAUGGACGCUGAAGGCCUGGCACUGCUGCUGCCGCCCGUCACCCUGGCAGCCCUGGUGGACAGCUGGCUCCGAGAGGACUGCCCAGGGCUCAACUACGCAGCCUUGGUCAGCGGGGCAGGCCCCUCGCAGGCGGUGCUGUGGGCCAAAUCCCCUGGGGUACUGGCAGGGCAGCCUUUUUUCGAUGCCAUCUUUACCCAACUCAACUGCCAAGUCUCCUGGUUCCUCCCUGAGGGAUCGAAGCUGGUGCCGGUGGCCAGAGUGGCCGAGGUCCGGGGCCCUGCCCACAGCCUGCUGCUGGGGGAACGGGUGGCCCUCAACAUGCUGGCCCGCUGCAGUGGCAUUGCCAGUGCUGCCACCGCUGCAGUGGAGGCUGCCAGGGGGGCCGGCUGGACUGGGCACGUGGCCGGCACAAGGAAGACCACACCAGGCUUCCGGCUGGUGGAGAAGUACGGGCUCCUGGUGGGCGGGGCCGCCUCGCACCGCUACGACCUGGGAGGACUGGUGAUGGUGAAGGACAACCAUGUGGUGGCCGCCGGUGGUGUGGAGAAGCAGGCGGUGCGGGCUGCCCGGCAGGCAGCCGACUUCGCUCUGAAAGUGGAGGUGGAAUGCAGCAGCCUGCAGGAGGCCGUGCAGGCGGCUGAGGCGGGUGCCGACCUUGUCCUGCUGGACAACUUCAAGCCGAAGGAGCUGCACCCCACGGCUGCCGCGCUGAAGGCCCAGUUCCCAAGUGUGGCGGUGGAAGCCAGUGGGGGCAUCACCCUGGACAACCUCCCUCAGUUCUGCGGGCCGCACAUAGAUGUCAUCUCCAUGGGGAUGCUGACCCAGGCGGCCCCAGCCCUUGAUUUCUCCCUCAAGCUGUUUGCCAAAGAGGCGGCUCCAGUGCCCAAAAUCCACUGGUCCUAAACAGGAAGAGGAUGACACCAGCCAUGGGUUAACGUGGCUCACCAGGACCCUCCAGAUCACACAUCUCUUUUUUUUUUUUUUUUUUUUUUUUUGAGACCGAGUCUCGCUCUGUCGCCCAGGCUG